This is a messenger RNA of Archocentrus centrarchus (flier cichlid), 2184 nucleotides long. Its product is annotated as fibroblast growth factor 10-like. The record is from RefSeq and is a predicted model, not a curated record. Gene Ontology annotation, molecular function: growth factor activity. The transcript is spliced from 3 exons. The coding region runs from base 898 to 1638 and encodes 246 amino acids. Lineage: Eukaryota; Metazoa; Chordata; Actinopteri; Cichliformes; Cichlidae.
GGCAAGGACAGAGGAGAGACAGGGAGCUCAGCUCACUGACAGACGCACUGCAAGAGAAGGGAGAAAGACGAGAGCUCGCGGGGUCAGUUACACACUGAAGUAACUUCAAACCAGCUCGGACAAAACAAGAGAAACAAAGAAAAAAAGAAGAAAAGAAAGUCUGGAUUCUGUGACGUCUUCUUUUUUUUUUUGUUGCCUGGACAUUUCAUGAGAAGCAGCAUUUUUAUUUUUUCUUGCUUGUUUUAUUUAUUUCAUUUUUUUACUAAGCACUUUGACAUCUUUUACUUAACCUGCUUUUCUCCUGCCAGUACUGAAGGAGAUAAAUCAUCUGGGACACGUGUGUGUGUGGAGUAGAUUUUUAAGAGCAUAUGAAUGAACUGAUGGUGUGUGUUUUUGUCUUUGGACGUGAGAGUGCCCGUUAAAACUUUGAAAAGGGAUUUUGAGUGAGUUUGUGUGAGGAACGAGGAGCAAAGAGUGGCAGUCUCAGGAGGAGAGGAAAGAGGUGGAGGCGAGAGGUCCUUGAAGAGCGCGCCUAGUAGUUCUCGCUGUGAGGUGAUCUGAGUUAUGGUUGUUGACGCAUUCCUGUGGCGCUGGUGAGGAAUAAACAGCACUGAGGACUACAGCAGAGUCAGCCACAGCGCUGCGGGCUUCACCAUUACCACCCGCUACAUCACCACUGAUAUUCCUGAUAAACCUACAUCUGCCACAGCAGUCACACUGUCUUCACCCCAGCUGUUCUACAGGUUUUAACACCUACAGUCCCAGUGAGGUUGGGGUUUCCCAAACAGAGGAGGUUUAGCUGGGGGGAGUUUCUCCCACUCUCGUUCCCUCUCCCUGCACCCAGCUCAGCAUGCCCCAGCCCCUGAGCACCUCCACAGCUCUCCCAGCUCCACUACCAUGUGUAGAUGGACAGUGACACAAGGUGCACCGGCCGCCUGGUUCUCCUCCUGCCCCUGCUGCAGACCUUCUUCACUCCUCUCCCUCACCUUGCUACUCCUGUUUCUCCUGCUCGGACCAUCCUCCUCCUCUCCGUUGUCCUUUUCAUCUGAAAACAGCCACAAUGCACCAGGAGGGACUUCUCCUCACUUCUUCGUCUCAUAUCCGCCACCGUCCUCGUCACCCACACCGCUUCACGCAUCCUCUGCAAGGUUGCCACGGGCGACCAAUGUGUCAUCGUCGUCCGCGACGGUCAUCGGCCGGCACGUGCGAAGCAGCUACAAGCAUCUACAAGGAGACGUGCGCAGGCGGAAACUGUUCUCCUACCAGAAAUUCUUCCUUCGCAUUGGCAAGGAGGGAAAGGUUAACGGCACCAAAAGUGAGGACGAUCCAUACAGUAUUUUGGAGAUCAAAUCAGUGGAUGUGGGAGUGGUGGCCAUCAGGGGCCUCAGCAGCAACCACUACCUGGCAAUCAGGAAGAACGGAGUUCUAUAUGGAGCGAGGGAGUAUGGUCCAGACUGCCGUCUAAUUGAACGCAUCGAGGAGAACAAGUACAACACCUACGCUUCAGCUGAGUGGCUCAACAAGGACAAACGCAUGUUUGUGGGACUGAACGCCAAGGGAAAGCCAAUGAAAGGAAAGAAGACACGGAGGAAAAACACAGCCACUCACUUCCUGCCUAUCGUGGUACAACCACGAUGAUUGGGCAAACCAGCCAAGGGAGAGCUGUGCAGACUGCAGGCUAGUGGACGUUUUUGAAACUACAGUGAUGGCUACAUUGGACAGAUCCAAACCUGACCAGUAUGAUGCACUGAGGAGGAAAAGAAAGGAAACAAAUGGACAUUUUAUCUCAGUUGGAUAAAGACAUUUCUAUUUUUAAAGAAAGAAAUAAGAUAUAUCACUAUACAAUGUAUAUAUUAUUUUCUGUUUUAAGUUAUAAAGUACACUGGCAUGGUAAAAAUAUGAAAAGAAAUUACUUCUGUGCCAAAAUGUGAUACAGUAACUCACAUUUUUAGAUUUGUGUACAUGUGAAGUCAGUGACUGGGAAGAAAUGACAAAAGAGAAAACGUGGGAAAGGAGAGGAAGGUAGAGGAAGUAUUAGCAGAAAGGUGACUGACAGAAGGAAAAGACGAGACAGGCAGGGAAAAAAGGUUGUGUUCAGUCACGGAGGUACCAACACAGCAACAAGUCUAACACUAUCAUGUUUUUUCUUCAAAUUUAUUUAUUUUGUGUAAUAUUUAACAAAAA